GCAUUCAAUUGGAUGCACAAAAGCGGUUGAAUAAAACCCGAGUCGAGAAGAACUUCAAGGUUUCCAAAGCUGUGCUCGAUUUAGAGACAUUUGAUGACGAUCAGGAUGGUUGUGCUUCCAUUUGGGUAGCAGCUGAUGGCAAACAUACAUUGUUGGCCAACUUAAGCCGAAACAUACCACAAACUACCAUUGACGUUGCUUUUGGAAAAGGCCAGACGGUCGAAUUUUACAUGCGUGCGACGUUUGAAUCAACAGCAUACCUGAGUGGCUACUACGUACUUGAUGACGAAAACUCAAGCGAUGAGAGUUCUGAUGAAAAAAGCCAACCAGAAUUCCCAAACAUCAAACUGCCAAAAUUUCCACAGUACCAGUCCAACGAGCAUCAAUUGUUGCAUAUGUCUCCUUCGAUUCGUCAAGGUGGUCAUGUCAAAACGCCUCAAAACGCUUAUGCAGGUUAUCACUCGGACAUGAAAAUGGAUGUUUCACCAAAGUUCAAUGCAUACAAAGGCAAAGGUGACAUGGGCCAAGCUCCGACUAUUCCCAGAACCCCACGCAAGACCGCAUUAGCUGCAUCGAAGCUAUUGAACGAUUUGAAAGAUACGGAUGAAACUGGCGAUAUCGAGAACGACGAUUUCAUCUCUGCAAAAAAGCCGAAAUUCAGUGCUACUCAGGGACCACAAGAACUGCCAGGGGGUGUGAUCAUUGAAGAUACUUUAGAUGGAACAGGCACCAUUGUGGAAAAAAACAGCACCGUGAAAUUCAAAUACACAGUACGUCCAGCAAAAGGUAAUGCUCGUUCACAGCCAAUGGAAAUGGAAUUGACCCUUGGAAAGCGCAAAUCGCUGUUAUGUUGGAAUAUCGGUAUACCAGGAAUGAAAGUUGGUGGUAUUCGCCAAAUCACCAGCCCGUCAUCCCAUGCCUAUGGACAUAAAGGUAUUGUACCAUUCAUUGGCGGAGAUGAGGACGUGGUUUUUGUGAUUCAACUUUUUAGUUCCAAAUAG
Molecule: messenger RNA, 1001 nt
Organism: Sitodiplosis mosellana (orange wheat blossom midge)
Lineage: Eukaryota; Metazoa; Arthropoda; Insecta; Diptera; Cecidomyiidae
Product: 39 kDa FK506-binding nuclear protein-like
Exons: 4
Molecular function (GO): peptidyl-prolyl cis-trans isomerase activity
Source: RefSeq, a predicted model, not a curated record